Molecule: messenger RNA, 6928 nt
Organism: Paramuricea clavata
Lineage: Eukaryota; Metazoa; Cnidaria; Anthozoa; Malacalcyonacea; Plexauridae
Source: the annotation of a GenBank genome assembly
GACUUGUUUUCCUGAAUUUUCAUUGGUCAGUUUUUGUCAACGCUGCAAUUUUUGCUUCCGCUUUCUUUGUCAUCAUGACGCAACAGCAAAACAAGGGGAAAGCCCAGUGUUGUUCCAUUUUACAGUACAGCAUUUGAAAUAAAUUCGUGAAUGAUGUGAAUCUAAAGGGUUUUAAAGUGAUAUGAUGGAAUUAUUAAACGAGAGUCGUGAAGUAGAAAUGAAAGAGAAGACUAUGACGGUUGACACAAGCUCAAUUGAUAAUGAAAGGAAGCGAGGAAUUUUAUUAAUUGAUAUCAACCACGAAAAGAUGCAGGUCCAUAGAAUUAUAGAAAUAGUUUUUAUAGUUCUGUUCUUGUGAUCAAUGUCUACUUUUGAUAGGCGUGCUAUGGGUGCAUUGGUAUAAUCCAAAGCUGAAAGGGAUUUGGAGUAAUAACUUUUCAUUUGUCAGCUAGUGCGCAUUUAGUUAUUCUCUCCCCCCCCCUGCAUACUGUUUGUAGGGGCCCUUUUAUAGCAAGUAGAAGCAUCUGGCAUGAGGCAGAAUAAUGAAGCUGGGUGCAUCCGGAUUAAUAGAUUACAGCCAACACAUGCCGCAUAUUUGCCCCAGGCAUUCGCUUAUAUAUGUCAUUAUAGAUCGUCAUCAUGCCCUCCCUAAAUGUGUGAUUUUAAUUAUUACCAGGUUGAAAACAAAGAGGAUUUUGUCCGAAAACUAGCAUGCCCUGAAGACGAGACUUUGAAAGUUGUCUCAAUAUUUGGCAAUACCGGUGAUGGGAAAUCACACACUUUGAACCAUGCGUUCUUUUCCGGAGAAGAAGUGUUUGCCACUUCAACAUCACAAACCUCUUGCACGGUUGGCAUCUGGGCUGCAUAUAACGAGGACAACCACUUGCUUAUUGUCGAUUCAGAAGGUCUACUAAGUACUUCAAAUAAUUCACACCAACGAAAACGUCUACUUAUGAAAAUACUUGCCAUUUCCGACGUGAUAAUAUAUCGCACAAAAGCGGAGCGAUUGCAUUCAGAUAUGUUCAGUUUUCUUGGUGACGCAUCUAAAGCAUAUCUGAAACAUUUCUCACCGGAGUUGAAGGCUGCAAUAGAAAGGGGACAGUUGAAUUUACCCUUGUGUUCACUUGGGCCAUCUGUGGUCAUAUUCCAUGAAACUCAUCGUACUGACGUUCUGGGAACUCAAAGCGAUGAUUUGGGUAAUCAAAAUUUGUGACUUUGUAUAACUUUAGCCAUUUCUUGCCUGCAUGCAGUUGGGCAGUCAUUCAGCCAGUUUGUCUCUGUCAUUCAGGCAGGCAUCAGUCAGGCAUUUAGUAAGUUGAUUAGUCAGUCAGAUAAUUGAUAAGUUGAUUAGUCAGUCAGGCAAUCAGUUGGUUGAUCAGGUAGCCUGGUAGCCAGUUGUUUGAUUGGUUGGUGAGGUAAUCCGUAAGUUUGCUGGUCAGUCAGGCAGCCAGUCAGACAGACAGCAGUCGAUCAGGUCAGUCCAUUUGUUGGCAGUCCAGCAAUGAAUCAGUUGGUUGGUCAUAACUCAGUAUUGGUCUUCCAGUGAGUCAGUCUGACAGUCAUUUGAGCAGUUAGUUGAUCAGUCUAUCUGGUUGUCAGUCGAUUGUUGGUUGGUCAAUCGGCUGGUCUCCCAUUGAGUAGUCUGUUGGUCAUUCGUCCAAUUUUACCAAUCUUCUAUUACCAACAGGUGAAUCCAAAUCAGCUGAUGAAAUAUUGAAAGAAAGAUUUGCAGAUGUUGGGCGUGAUCCACAAGCAUUUAGUUCAAUAAAAUACGUGGGCACCAAGACAUUGAGUGACAACACAAAUUUUCAACAAUUAUUUCAGACAGUGAUUGAGCUUACUAAUGACACAUCCGUACGUUCUCGGCGACCAAUUGGAGUCAUUUAUGAUGUAUUAAAUGUAAGGGUACAUUCAGAUGAAAUACCGUUUCAGAGACUCAAAAUUAAAAAAGAAGCAUGCCCCUGGACCCGUCCCAGAUUGAAGGGACAGAACAAUUGUAUUGUAUUGCCUGAAAAUACUUAGCUACCCUCUCAUAGAUCUUAGCUUCCUUGUCGGGGAAUUCCUGGGCCACUACUAUAUAAAGAAAAGAACUGACAAUUUAAAUAUUAGCCAUUAAACCAUCACCUGCUGACUAGGGCCUUCCCUCAAAACGUCGAAGUUCUCCUUAUUCAAGCAGUUGCAUUCCUAUCAAUCCGAAGCUUUUGUCUUAUUGAAUCAUGACUAACAGCUCUACAGCUUAUAAUCUGCCCAGUUGUCACUGCUAUAUGUCGAUGUUGAAGACGAGAAACAUUUUCUAUUUUAAUCUUUUCCAGCACCUCAAUGAAAAAUUCAAAGGUGAAAUUGAGAAUGUGGUCCCAGACACCUUCCCAGAUUCAUAUUUCACUUGCUGGACACACUGUCAAUGUUGCAGGUACGUAGCCAUGAACGCGUUUCUGAAACCCUCCUACCAAAUUCAUACUUUCAGUGCUUGAAAAAUUUAGCAAUGUUUUAUUUUACAGGACAAGGUGUGAAGGAACCAUGAAUCAUAGCCAUGAUGGAACUGCUCACAAGUCGGAGAAAAGCUGUCUUUAUGUAGCACAAUUUGAUAACAGAUAUUUCACUUGUAAUGUACGUAAAAAAUUAAUCAUUUUGAAGUAAAUUUAUUCACACUAGAUAGCUCUAGCAAUUCUAAACGUUCUUCCUAGAGGCUAAGUAAGAGGCACUUCUUACUAACACAUUGUCACUGUAGGAGAAGUAUACAACUACACAGGUAAAAACGCACAAGUUGUAACAAAGCUGCAGCAGACUUGUAGCAAUGCUGUUCCAAUGGUUCCAACAACUUGUCAACAGGAUGUGUUCCCACUGCUUGUUCCCAGCUUGUGGACAAGUUGUCAACGGCUUUGUUGACAACUUGCUACAAGGUUGUUGAGCUCAACACUCAACAGACUUGUUACAAGUUGUUCCAACAACUUGUUAUCGUCCUGCAAUUCAACAAUUUGUCAACAAGUUGUGAGUGACAACCUUGAGCAACUUGAUAUAAUAACUUGUUGACAAGCUUGCUACAAGCCUGUUGCGAACACAUCUUGUUGACAACUUGUGAGAUUUUUACGUGACAGUGUACCUGAAAAAUAUAAGCAGAAUUUCGACGUUUCGAGCAAGGGCCCUUUUUCGGGAAGUUAGUAUUAGCAGGUAGUUGUAUAUCUCUCUCACUCCAUGUGCAGCUGUUCAAAUUGGAAGCAACAAAGCACUUUAUGUAUAAAUGUUUAGGCAUGUUAUCAACGUGGAAAAGAAAACCUAGUGAUUGCCAACACAUACGCCGCUGGUGAUGGUUCUUUGAAAGGACUGGCCACUUACGCUUGGUCAGGGUAGGUGUCAUUAUUGUACUUAGUAGUUCAACUUUGCCUACCCCUGUCAGUUCCAAGCUGUUCUCCCAAGACGUCCAGUAAAGGCCACUCCUUAUUAAUCCAAUGUUACUAUGGGUAAUACUGGAAUACUCGGAGAAAGCAUGUGGUGAAUGAAUGAUUAAUGAAAGACUUUAUUUUACGAGGGUAAACACUAAACAGUAAAACGGAUGAACUUGUGGCCCUCUAAAAUGACGGUCAGUGGUGUUUGGCAGAGUAGAAAGGAGAAGCACUCUUCUCACAUGUAUGCGAAUGAGGUUAUAGUCAGACAGCUACACAUUGCAGGAAUCUAAGUCCAGUUGAAGAAAUGGACAUACACUAACUAUCAUGACACUUUUUCAAAGGUACGUUCUUGAGUGCGCAGAAUGUGGUGUAAUAUACAGAAGUCGUAAGUACUGGUAUGGAAACACUGAUCCAGAGAAGACCGUUGUUAGAACUCAAUUGAAACACAUCUGGGAAGGUGUAAGUCAACUUUUGUAAUAGAGAGCUUUUCACGUUACUUCCAGUACACAAUCCAUGCACGAUUUGUCAUUUGCGCGCCAUUACAAAUCCCUCUAGAAUUUGCUGACGUCAUUCAUAAUCGUGAAACUUUAGUUACAUACAACCGAUUCUCCAGAGUUCACUUGUGACCAGCUAUUUGUUCGAUGUAUAUAUAUCAGUUAAAAUACUCAUUAAUAAUUUAUGAAGAAAAUUCAAAAGAAAUUAAUGUUUAAUCAAUCUUUGUAAAUCGGAUAAAAAUUUGUUCUCAUUUACAUGAACUUCAACUAUGAUUUUCUCGGCUUAGACAAUGUUUAUUUUUAAAAUUACUUCGCGAAUGAACUCGUAAGAUGGGUCGUAUUUUAAGCACGUUAAAACAUUCGCAUCCAAUCUUUAUCUGAUGUACAAACUCUCGUCUUCGGCUCGAGUUUGUAUAUCAGAUAAAGAUCGGCUGCUCAUGUUUUAACUACAGUACAUAUAUAUUGUUGCAAAUCUGAGUUCGCGUCGGCUUGGUUGUCUUGCGAUACAAUUAGCAAAUGUAAUGAACACAAAAAUAGACGAAAAUUGUACGAUGCAGGCUCGUGCAGCACUUUCCUUGCGAUAGUAACUCCUAGUUCAUGAUGUCUGUCCUGUUUAGGAACACUAUGGAGACGUAAAUCACACAGGACGUCGGGUUUUGGACGGCUUGAAUCUUGUUAAGCAAACUGUCGAUGUAGUCAGCGAAGUGCCAUCAAGAUAUAUUAAAGACUUGGUGUCAGACGCAAUUGCACCUGGAUAUUGGGUGCCAAAUUCAGAAAUAAAGGUCUGUCGAGUGUAAUGUAUAUCCUUCAAAAACUCAUUAAUUCAUGAGGAAAACAUUUUAAAGAAAAAUCAUAAGCGUGUCGUAUCUUUAUAUGUGAUAGAGAUUUCCCUUGAUUUACAUAAACUUUGAUUUUCUCGACUUACACAACGUAUUUUUUGAAAAUUACUUCGCCAAUGAACUUACCAGAUCGUCAUCGAUCGCUUUUGAAGCAAUUUAAAACAUUCGCAGUGCGUGCAUGUUUUAUCAGACCUAAAGAUACUCGGCUUCGCCUCGUAUCUUUAUAUCUCAUAAAACACUACUGCUCAUGUUUUAAAUAGUACAUAAGCCAUGAGCGACCGUGUUGUAUAGAGCGAAAUAGGGCAAUUUAGGGCAAAUACAUGAAUUAUAACUAGAAAUUACGAAAGGACAUGUAAAUUGAAAUAUUUUUUCUUAAUGACGAUAGGAGUGUCAUAGUUGCCAACAUAUAUUUACAACGUCUGAAAGGAAACAUCACUGUCGUGCCUGCGGUCAGGGUUUCUGUCAUGAUUGCUCCGACUACAUCAUGCCUGUGCCUGACAAAGGAUGGGGCAGUGCGCCCGUGAAAGUUUGCGAAACUUGUGUCCAGGAAAGAAAGACAUCGGAAAACAGCGUGGGUGUUGAAGGAGAGGUGGUGGUGGUGGAUAUGAGGUAGAGAAUAAUGCGUUAUGAGGGAAGGGGCACUAUAUUUCAGGAGGAGAGGUGAAGGGGAAGUAUUAGGGGGGGGGGGGGAGUAGGACCCUAGGCAUGAGCUCAUUUCUGUAGCUCAGUGAUCAACGCUGCACCGGAAUAUAUCGCUGGUUGCAGGACGCAUGUUCGAUUCCUGUCGGAGGCAUUAAAAAUACAUUUUGUUUUGUAGUGCUUUAAAUGAUGCCCUUGAUGAGGAAGACCAAAAUUCAGGCAAGGAUGACCUGCGCGCCCGCAAGGUUGGAGAAGUGUUACACAACUCCGUGAGUAAACUGGCACUAGUAGUGGACUUCCCAAGAGAAAUAAUCAACAAUGUUGCACGUCCAUCUUACUGGACAGCGGAUGCCGAUAUAGUGACAUGCUCAUGUUGCGAUCACAAGUUUCGCAUCAUAGACUCGAAACAUCAUUGCCGCGCCUGCGGACAAGGUGUAUGCGGUAAAUGUUCAAGUAAAAAGCGCGCGGUUCCUGCAAGAGGGUGGGACUAUCCGGUGAGAGUUUGUGAUAAGUGUGUCGAGGAAAUGUCGUAAAAUACACUAGUCACAAUACAAGCAACGCCGAAUGAUAAUGAACUUCAUAAAAGCUGAAAACUCGAAAUAGUUCACACAUAUAUGGACUAUAUAGAGUCCAUAUUCCAGUUCUCGCAUCUCAUUUGGAAAGUAUUGCCCCAGUUUUAUGUGGGGCGAGUUGAUUAGCCUGCAGAAACCAACAGAUAGGAAUGCGAAGACGGAUUGUUGAAAGUGUCAAGAUAACCCAGUGCCUGUCAAUCUCGUACCCAGAGCAAUGUCUGUGCGCGGACGAGGAAGGCAUUGGCUCUGGGGAAAUAGACAACCGGAAACCCUAAAUUUAGGGGUUCCGGUUGUUGUCUGCAUGCACUAUUCCAGGGUUGCCAGAUUGCUGAAUAAAUAAGCCAAAUAUUAUUAUAAUAACCUUUUGUUUUCUUUGUUGGAAACAAAGACAUCAACGGGACGCUUAUAACAAUGUUUGGCUUAUUUAUUCAGCAAUCUGGCAACCCUGCACUAUUCAUAAACGUUAAACCAAUCACAGCACGGGAAAAAUUCUAUUUCCCCAGAGUCAAUGUCUCCCUCGCCCGCGCACAGGCAGUCUGGGUACGAGAUUUGCCAAUCUCGUUCCCCGAGCCUGCGAUCGUCGGGAAGGAACGUGAGGCUCUGGGAUAAUCCGUUGCCGGAAGCCAGGAAUACUGGCUAAGACUGAACUGCGCAUUCCAUAUCAACGGCCAAUCAUAUUCCUCCCUGAAACGGAUUAUCCCAGAGCCUCACGUUCCUUCCCGAGGAUCGCAGGCUCGGGGAACGAGAUUGGCUAAGUGCAUGAAUGACACUUCAAAUGACACACAGUUAUUUUAAUUUAGCAGAAAUGCGCCCCAAUUUUAACUGAAUAGAUAAUUUAUGUAUAUGGACAAAUUUUAUCACAAAAUAUUGUAUUUUUUACGAUACGAGUGAGAAAAAUAAUUAACGGUUAUGAAAUUAAGGAUAGUGUUAUGUAAAAUUUAAUAUCAGCCAAUCAAUGUGUUUACCCAUAGACUGAAAGUUAUAUUUCAAUCUUCAUUGUA